UUCUCGGAAAGCGCGUACCUACCGAAAUCCGUCCGGCGGUGAUCGGAUUUUCACUCUCGCGUUAAAAUCUUCGCGGAAAAUUCGAAUUUCUUCGAUCCGAAUAUUUCAAGGUAAUCUCUGAACACUUAAGAACAAUAGUUCGAAAGCAAAUUAGAAUCGAAGCAAUUAGAUGGGUUAUACGAACGAGGAAAGGAAUCGACAGUUUGAUCGUCACUGUCUCGAAAGAAGACACGGAAGUGAAGAGAAUCGCGAAGAAAAUCAUGUCUUUAACUAAGGAACCGUGAAAUCGACGAACCCUUUGAUCUCGUUUUUAUCGGAACACUGUCAACGUCCGUGCGUCAAGUACACCUGACCGACUCGCGUUUGUUGCCGUCCGAUUCGAAAUAUCGGUGUGUCAAAUGCACUGUGUCGUGCGGAAGACAAACGAACACGUGUUUUUCUCUGGUUUAAGUAAAGCCGGUGUUGUGCUGCGAGUGAGAACGGUGAUCAAUUGUGAUCAGAAACUUUUGGAAGCUUGGUAACCAUGUUGCAAGACGAAACUAUGCUGAAACUUCUGAGCUCUAUGCAACUGAAACUUUGCUUGGAAUUUCAGGGAUAUAGUCUCUAAUAAUCGUGGUUUCUUGGAAAUGCGUCGAAGCGUUUGCAAUAUUAAAUUCAAUAAGGUAUUGUUCGAGAGUUGUUAAUUGAAGGAUCAUUAGAGGAUAAUCAAGUGCCUGCGCGAGGAAUUGUGUUGAAAUGACUUGUGCUAAGUCGACGUCGAAUUCAUAAUAAUUGAGUUACAAGAACAAUAGAGUGCACCCGUGGGCGUGGAGAAUCAGAUUUCUAAAGGAGUAUCAACAAGCUCCUUUGCCGAGCAAUUUCUAAGGAUUAUGGAGGAUCCACUCUACGCUUCGAUAACCAUCGACAUGAAUGAUUCAUGGCUGGACGAAAGUGAUGAUUUCGAAAGUUCCUUAUUAUUUUCGUUCAACAACACCUACAGGAUUCGCCGAAAUAAUUCAAUGUACGAUGAUUUUGCUGGCAGCUACGAAGUGCCAACUAUGAUUCUCGUCGUUCUAAGCAUCUUAUACGGAAGUAUAUCCUUUCUGGCAGUGGUAGGCAAUUCUCUGGUCAUGUGGAUCGUCGCCACAUCCAGACGCAUGCAGAACGUAACAAACUUUUUCAUUGCGAAUUUAGCAUUGGCUGAUAUUGUCAUAGGUUUGUUCACGAUUCCGUUUCAGUUCCAAGCAGCUCUACUUCAAAGAUGGAAUCUCCCAUAUUUUAUGUGCGCCUUUUGCCCUUUCGUACAAGUCCUCUCAGUCAAUGUCUCGGUUUUCACACUGACUGCGAUCGCAAUUGAUCGACAUCGAGCGAUACUAAAACCCCUUAGUGCUAAACCAAGCAAAUUGACUGCUAAAAUUAUCAUCGCUGGAAUUUGGUUACUUGCCGGAAGUUUGGCUACACCAAUGGCGAUUGCACGUAGAGUCGUGAUGGAACCAGAAGAGUAUACCGAUCGUUACAAACCUUUCUGCAAAGAGGCGAAUCUAUCCAGUCGAUCGAUGUUAAUUUACUCCGGUUUAUUGGUCUUCCUGCAAUAUUUAACACCCCUUUCAGUCAUUUCCUGCGUUUAUGCAAGAAUGGGGUUGAAAUUGUGGGAAAAUAAAGCGCCAGGAAAUGCUGAAGAUUCCCGAGAUGCAAAUUUAUUGAGGAACAAAAUGAGGGUAAUCAAAAUGUUAAUUAUAGUCGUGGCUCUGUUUGCAAUAUGUUGGCUACCUUUACAAACGUACAAUGUUUUUCGGUAUUUUCAUCCAAAGAUCAACAACUAUGAAUACAUCCAUUACAUAUGGUUUUUUUGCGACUGGCUGGCCAUGUCGAAUAGUUGUUACAACCCAUUCAUCUAUGGAAUAUAUAAUGAAAAGUUCAGAAGAGAAUUUCAACAAAGGUGUCCAUUUAAAUCAAGGAAAUGGUUGAACAAUCCACCAAUGGAUAAUAUCGAAAUGGAUAAGACGCAAAGUACCCGCACUUCCGUUAGGUAUGAAUGGAAACGAACAAUUUCUGGUAGUUACCCCCUUGUUUCGUCGUUUUACAAAGGUGUAACAGGAAGAGAAUCCACGCAGUCGUUCAUCGAUGAACAUCAACGGAACACACGAAAUAAAAAAGGUAUCGGUUAUUCGACAGCGUCUAACAGAAGCGAAGAAUUAUAUGUUUUUUCAUCCGGGAAACAUAAACACGCUCAAGACCCAGAUAUAGAAGAAUUAUGCUUGUAACGUUAGGAAUUAAAACCAGUUAAUUAUUUAUUCGAGUAACGUAGGGAAAUCUACUCCGCUCGCCAAGUAAUUGUAAUUCAUUUGCAUAUGUUUUAUGCAAAUCGAGGGACGAUACAUCUUUCGCGCAGCGAAAGAAAUUUGUAUCCUUUCGGUACAACACAUUUGAAUAUUGUAAUUCAUUGCGAAUAUUAAUCUUAAUGUAUAUGAAAUUUUUUAAAUAGAUAACAACUGAUAUAAACCAUCCACGAUUUUGCUGUAUCUGUGCAGUUCUAAAACAGUAGGAAAUAGAAAAAGAUUCGAUGGGUGAAUGGACACCGGAAGUGGAGGAAUGGCAAGCGUAACCGAUAUAAUUACAGCUAGUUAAAGAAUGUUAUUUUCUUUCCUAAUUUUUUUAAUCAUUGCUCAAACUGCUUAACGAUAUUUGAUCUAAUUAUGGGAGAAAACAAUCGUCUGGAAUUUAUUAUACUGAUGGUACCUUUUCAACUGAUCUCUUUACAUUUAGUAGCUAGAUCGAUAACGUUGGAUAAAUAAGGAACUUUUAAUUGAAAAAAUAAUGUACGAGAAUAAUUGAGUUAAUUAGAGUAUCAAAAUUAUUAUGGUACUGUUACAAUUUAUCAGAUGGAACAAUUGAUUUUCUUUGUUGAGAAACUAUUACAGAUUUACUGAGAGCACAGUUUUCGAACUGGAUGUUGAACGUCCAGCAAAUAAGUAUGGCUGUGAAACUUUUAUUAAAAUAAUGUCUUUCAA
Molecule: messenger RNA, 2990 nt
Organism: Osmia bicornis bicornis
Lineage: Eukaryota; Metazoa; Arthropoda; Insecta; Hymenoptera; Megachilidae
Product: RYamide receptor-like
Exons: 10
Coding region: 870-2243 (457 amino acids)
Biological process (GO): G protein-coupled receptor signaling pathway
Cellular component (GO): membrane
Molecular function (GO): neuropeptide Y receptor activity
Source: RefSeq, a predicted model, not a curated record